Messenger RNA from Nomia melanderi (Alkali bee), 2626 nucleotides. RefSeq lists its product as uncharacterized. NCBI's taxonomy places the organism in Eukaryota, Metazoa, Arthropoda, Insecta, Hymenoptera, Halictidae. Gene Ontology annotation, molecular function: RNA endonuclease activity. The record is from RefSeq and is a predicted model, not a curated record.
AGGAGAAAGCCCCUGCAACACUGACGGCCGAGUUCAGCGUGUGCAGGCGCGUCCGUGUUCCAGUAACGGGUUAGCCGUCGCGCAGUUAGCAUCGUCGGCCAUCGCGAAGAUCCCAGAUCGCGCCGGAUCGCACGAGACUCCGGCGAGCAACGAAGAAAACAAACGAACUCGCGCCGAAGAAGAGAAGCAUGCGUGGCAAGCUGCUUCUGAUCCACCUCGUCCUCGUCCUGUACGUUCUCGCGGACGUCGGGGCAGCCAGGUCAUCGGGGUCGCGGAGGUCGGGCAGCUCCUCCCGCUCAUGGGGUCUCUUCGGGUCACGUUCAAGGUCGACGCCGAGCACUCGCACCUACCCUCAACAGAAUCAAGGUGGCUCUCACCCGGAUAAGAUAGGAUGGAACGUGCCGGACAAGAAGCCUUCCGGGACCAGCUACUCCGCCAAGCCGUCCGCUCCCGUGAACGAGCACUCGGCGAAGGCCAGCGCUUCCAACGUGCAGUCGGGCUACACUCCUUCGGGUGGAUACCCUCGGCAGCAGGCUGGUAACCCGUACCACUCUCAGUCGAACAGCCCGUACAACCCUUCGGCGGGUCAGCCGUACAAUCCUUCAGCGGGUCACCCGUACAAUCCUUCAGGGGGUCACGCGUACAAUCCUUCGGUGGGGCAGGGUUACAACCCCUCGGUGGGACAAGGCUACAACCCUUCGCCGGGCCACUACAAUGCUCCCGUGGGUGGACACGCGCCGUACGGCGGGCAACCGUCCUACGGUGGGUACAACCCAGGCUACGGUCAACCAUCCUAUGGGUCGUCCUUCGGGCAACCGUCUUAUGGGGGAGCCUUCGGUUCGUCCAUGGGACAGGUUCCUCAGCAGACCAUCCUCGUGCAGCAGGCGUCGAAGCCUGGCAUCGGGCAGCUGGCCAAGGAAGCGUUCGUCUUCGCCGGAGUCAGCGCCGGCGUGAACGCGGCGGUGAACAGGCUGAUACCGGGAGGAAUUUACGGCAACAGGGGAAGCAGCAGCAGCAGCAGCGGAGCAGUGCCUCCCGUCUCGCACACCGAGAUUACCUAUAAUAAUUACUACAACAAUGGAAGUGCACCGGCUCCGGCUCCCGACGCGAGUGCAGCUGCUCCUGCCGCUGCUCCUGCUCCUGGCGCAGCUCCUGCCCCUGCUCCUGCAGCUCCUGCAGCUCAGCCUGCGGCCGAACCUGCCACCGUGGCGCCUCUAGCUUCGGAAGGCAACAAAGCGCAGUCUACGAACACGAAUCAAGAUUCCACGCAGAACAACCCGAAUCCGUUGGGGUUCAUAACGUCUAACGACGACAUCAAGAGGCUAACGGAGAGCUUGUACCAGAAGGAGAAGGACAACAACGCGUUCAAGUAUACCACGAUGAAGCUGCAGGGACAGAAGACGGACGACAGCACUACGGACGACGCACCUGAACAUUUACUGGAGGUUCAAGCGGAGGCUUACGAUCUGCCAACCGUCAAAGCGGUGCUAGCGUUGCACGACAACUACGAGCUGGACGUUAAGACGAAGGAGACCGUCACUUCCGAGGAACGUCGGGAGGAGUCGGAUCUCAUCGACAAAAUUAUGGAGACUGAGAUCAUCAAGUCCACCAUGAAAUUCCUGGCUGACAAGGGAUACAUUCCAGACGACGAGUACGAGUUCAAGGACAGCCUGAAGCGCAUUUGGUUCUCCCAGUUCAAGCGGAUCGACGGGGAACCGUCUAGCUCUGGCUUCGAAACGGUAUUCCUAGCUGAGCAAUUCGACUCGGAUAUCAUUGGACUGCACAAUUGGAUUUACUAUGCCAAACAGGAAGCUGCGAAUAAAUUGAAUUACCUUGGGUACAUCAAAGAAACCAAAAUGGGCGACAAAGCAGCUGUCGUUAAGCUACGCUCGAGCCUGAAUGGAAUAGUGCAACCAGUCAGUACAGUGUUCGUUGGUACGUCGCCCGAAUUGGAAUUCGCCCUGUACACGAUGUGCUUCUUCACUCGGCCUAACAAUCCCUGUCCGAUUGCACUCGGAGGCGUCGAGUUCACGAUCUACGUGAGCAGAAUCAACUACUUCGGGAAAGACAUCUUGGUCUCCGGGUACCCUGACAUCUAAUUUAAUUGAUCGCAAUUAUAGUUGCACGUUACAUGCAACAGUUAAGUAGAGAUGAUAUCUUUCGAAUGAAAUAGAUGUGGAAUUAUUGCUUCUAUAUAAAUAGUAUACUAGACGUUUAUUAUCCUGUAACGUGAAGGUGAUCCGAGUCCUUCUAUGUGAUUAAGUGUAUAAAGAUCAAAUCUAGUGCAAUGUACGACGUACGUGUUGACAUAAAUUUUAAAUCCCCUUUACAAGAAAGAAUUGUGUCACGAGUAAUGUUCGUUGUAUACCUGUGCAGCUUUUUUAUUCCAUUUCUCGAGUUCCGAGAGCUCUAAUACAGGUAUUAUAGAAGGUCGGCCGUGAGCGCACCGUGUAGGGAUUUUUGUUUUCUGCAACAACAUCAAGAGCCACUUGCAUUGUUGCAGUGUCAGCGGAUCCCCGAAUUUGAUAGCUCCUAAAAUACUCUGAUAUUAGACGAUAGCGAAUGAGAUUGUUGUUGUACCAAUAUUUGCUACUAUAUAAUAUACACUUUAAAUAUUUACACUUUA